CUGCUUAACAUGCUCAUCGUGCCAUUGAACUGUGGGUAAUACUUUCUUGAACCAAUCAGAGGCACAUUCAAUUAACAGCACCUGGUACAUCAGCUGAUGAGCCCCUGCUGGACGCAAACACAGGAGGCACAUUUUAGGAGUUUUCUCUUGUUUUUCCUCUCACGCUCCCUCGGGCCUUUUAAAUGGAAUCAAAUGUGGAUAAGCAGUUUCCUGCACCUACGCCAUACUUCUUACCAGAGGACUGUAAAUCGGGUCAAGAUGUCAAAGUCUACAAAGUCCACUCACCUUUCACCUGUCCACCACCACCACCACCACCAGCACAGCCACCACAACUGCCUUCCUCGUCCUCACCUUCAGGAGUUUGCUUGCCCAACAAUAUUUUCUCAGCUGUACCAGUGUAUGAUGCCCCUUUACGCACACCCAGGGCAAAGUUUGUGAGCUACGAAGCUGAGCUGCGACGCUCUCCAGGUCUGGCAACCUGCCCCUCCUGCAGGACUCGGGUCACCACAGAGGUCACCUUUAAAGCCGGGACUUUUGCGUGGCUCAUGUGUCUUGUGUUUGUGUUAUGCGGGUUGGUGCUCGGCUGCUGCCUGAUUCCAUUUUUUGUAAACCACUUCAAGGAUGCCUACCACAGUUGUCCACGCUGUCGACUGGUUCUUCACGUGCACAAGAAGCAGUGCUGCGAGUGAACACACAACUACUGGAGUCAAAUGCACGUUUAGACAUAAGAGCACAUGAGUUCCCAUCGUGUAAAAUUCGAUAUUUUAAAUGUUUUAAUCAAAUUGUGAAAGAAUCCUAUUAAAUAAAUGUGUUCUGUGCCACUCUUUCAUGCUUUAUUUCUUUGUUUUAUUUAAAAUGCAGAGCAAGGAGAAAAGCUUAAUGCUUCAUUUGACCUUUGUUUGCAUAGUUUGUUCCCUGCACAUCCACGGACAUCCAAACAUCCAGCGAGGAUUAGGCCUGCAUGUGCACCUGUACUGUGCAUAGUAAACGUGCCCUCACUAAUCACUCUGGAGGAUUAGAGGUGUAGGUUUAUUUUAGAUGUUUGAGCCUCAGGGUAAUGAGCAUCAUACAAGCCCUUUCUUUUUCUCUUUUUUUUUUAAAGCAUGCCAACAACCUCCCCCUUAAAACUCAGGUGUAAGGCAUCAGGAAAUGUUAUUGUAGAUGAGCACUGGUGGAUCCGGGAGGCAGUGACGCACUUGCAGCCAGCUGACCCUUGCAUGGCUGAAGAUGCAUCAGACGAUCUCGCCUCUGUCAGUACAUCACUUUCCUCCCUAGUCCCCUCUUCUUUUUUCUUUCGACACUUCACAAGCAAAAGUGAACUGCUCUCCUACUUGAUGCUGUGCGUUGCCAAAAUGCCUUUCAUACCGCCAGUGUCCAUCGCGCGCUCCGUGUCAGGACUUGCUGGGAAGGAGAGACUCACCAACAACACUUCACCUGUAUCUGCUGUGACCAAAGCUAAAGCUUCGAAAGAAGACAAAGGCGGCUCAGUGAAGGAGAGGCUGGCUUUGAACUUGAAACAACUGGGGAAGAAGAGUCAGCCCAGGAGUAAUCUGCCAACAACUAAAGGAGUGUCAGGGGCAAACGGAAGGGAAGGCUCGCUGCCUUCAUCCCAGACGGGCAGCUCUCCUGUCACCAGCUCAGAGAGUCUGUCUAAAAGACAGCAGCACAAACACUCCGGUCACACUUCUGUAAAGAGUGACUCACAGGUGAAGCCUGUGAGGACCAAGGAUCAGCAGGAGGUCCGUUUCACUCUGACUCUCACACCCGAGGCUGUCCUCCUGCUGCAGCGGAGGAACAGCGAGAGACACCGGCAACGUUCAGCCGCCAGAAAUCCCGCGAGUGGAGCCACUUUGGCUCCCGGAGGAGCCACGGAGUCCCGACGCAGGAGGGAAAACGUGCCCAAAAGGCAGCGAAACGGCUCUCACAGCGGCAGAGUCACCGCUAAAAACAGCACUGACGCUCAGCUCGGAGACAUAAGCUCAAUUGUGAAAAUCUCCCUUUUGAAUGAGCGGCACAAGUACGACGACGUGGAGUACGAAGAAGAGGAGGACUACGGCGUGGAUGAGCGCGUGGUGCUCAAAUGUACAGAGUGGCUACGUGGGCUGGAAAACGCACCAGUGACGGCGGGGAACAGGCCGAGUCGGAGCGCGAGCAGCGUGAAAAGUUUCUGAAGGUGACUGGAAACGAGCGAGCGCCCGGGAUUAAAAUGAUUGCGCGUUGUCAUUGUAACUGUCAGGUUUCCCUCAUACAUAUUUCUAGGAUAAAAACUGUGAUGUGAUAUGUCAUUUAGCAUGAUAGUGUCGUGGCUAUCCCUUUGUCCUAUUGGAUUACAACUUUAAGGACUGUAUGCAGAAAAAAAAUAUUUAUUUAUUUUCAUUUGUUUUUGUUUUUUGAGCCUUGGGUGUUAAGAUCCCCUGAAAUAUUUAGUGAAAUAUAUAUUUUCAUUGACGCAUGGCUUUCUAACAAGGUGCAAAUGCAAGGAUGAGAAGACACAACUGUUCACUGACUGCCCGAGCAUGCGCUCUGAGCGGCAGUGCACAGAGCAACACAGCUGCUGCAAAAAUGUGUAACCUAUAGAGUGAUGCUCGGGCCUCAGGAGGAUUUGCACGUCACAGGAUCGUCUCUAAUGGCUUCGAUAAAGAUCUCGCACAAGAUGACACUUUAUCCGCAGUUAUGCAAUGUCAGAGGAGUAACCGAUGAAGUGAAAUUAAAGGGAAAGUCAGCGUUUACUUUGAUUUUUAAUGCUUUUCCUUCGUCUUCUGUGCUGUCAAUUUAAAUUUCACAGCUAAGCAGUUUGCACCUUUACCGUCAUUUGAUCAGUAUCACGUUUUUGUAAGACUUGCAUUCAGUAAAAAAAGAAAGAAAGAAGUUAAAAACAGGGAAACCUUUAAAACUUUUUAAGGAUAAAUCAUUUGUACUUUUGUUUUUAUAGCCAACACUGUCUAAGAAAGCACUAAGUAGCUUUCUAUGGAUUUAAGAGGUUUGCUUGGCAGUUGUCAGACAUUCCCUCGUGCGCACACCAAGUGCGCUUAGUAUAUCAGCUUAUCCACCUGGGAGUCAAAUGUUACAACACGUGUGAUGGUUAAUUCUGUAGAGCAGGGCCCUUAAUCAUAAGGCCAAGGGCCAGCAUUGGCUGGGCAAAGACUCGACUCCAGUCCACAGGACGGUUGAGGAAGAUGUGAAGGAGGGACUUUUAACUGUGACGUCUUGGGUAUUCAUACUACACUGAAGUAAUUACAUAAGAUAUAACAAUUAAAUGAAAGUCUUGAUGCAAGCUCAAUCAUCAAGGUAAGCAAAUCCCAGAAAGUUGUUUAUCUGGAGGUUAUGUUUCCAGUGGGAGAAAUAUUUCCUCCUCAUCCAAGUGACUUCUUAAGAAAUGACAAAAAGUUUCUCCCACUGAAAACCCAAAGUCCAGAUGAACAGAACAUUCUGGAAUUGAAUGACAGAAAAAAUGAAUGUUUUUCAUUGUCUCUUUAGAAAUAUGAGUUUUUUAUAAUGUAAACAAAUAGGAUAUUUUCUGAGAAUGAACAAAAACUUUCAGUUUUGUAAUUACAGGAGAGUCUGAGCAAUGAGCUAAACCAAACUUUUAUUUAGUUUCAUACAUUUUUUUUAUUCGUGCUGACAGGUUUCUUCCAUCUACUCUGACGACAUUUCUUUAUCAUGCAAAAAACCUGAGAGACACUGUUGAAAUUGCACUUGUUUUUCUUCUAUGAUAUUCCAAGGGACUUUAAAUGGACAGUUAGACGUCUUUACAAUGACACUAGUGUGGUCCACUUAACAUCAAUGUGGGCAGCAUGUGACCCAGGAAGUAAAAUGAGUUUGACAUCCCUACUUUAGAGCUUAAGUGAGUAAAAGAUUUUAAAUGUAAUGUUUUACAGUAUAAAUCGAACUGAAAUAAUAAAUUAAAUAAUAGUACAA
Messenger RNA from Oreochromis niloticus (Nile tilapia), 3918 nucleotides. RefSeq names its product proline-rich protein 18. NCBI's taxonomy places the organism in Eukaryota, Metazoa, Chordata, Actinopteri, Cichliformes, Cichlidae. The coding region runs from base 1104 to 2171 and encodes 355 amino acids. The record is from RefSeq and is a predicted model, not a curated record. The transcript is spliced from 4 exons.